Messenger RNA from Parnassius apollo (apollo), 775 nucleotides. Lineage: Eukaryota; Metazoa; Arthropoda; Insecta; Lepidoptera; Papilionidae. The record is from the annotation of a GenBank genome assembly.
AUGCAAGAUCACAUUAAAUCUUCCCAAAAUAAACCUCAAAUGUUAUUGGUAACGAGCACUAUGACGAAACCAAUUAUAACUACUUCUCAAACACAGGUCAUUUAUAAUGGAUUGACAUACCAAUCACCGAUAUUGCAGUUGCCAGUUAGCCACAACUCAAAUCAGCAACCUGUUCGAAUUCUGCGUAAUAACACUAUAAAAUUGGCACCUAUACAAAUAAAUAACCUUCAAGCAUUUACGAGACUAGGGUACCCAAGUACAAAUCGUAUAAUUCGAUCACCACUUCUGGUACCUAGGACAACAAAUAUCUACUCGUACAACUCCAGCAAUUUAUUAAAGAUAACCUCAAGAAAUAGACCUCAUAGUAAUAUGGGUCCUAUUUACGUGUUAAAAAAACCGUCUCAAUUUCUACAUUUAGGCAACCAAAAUUUCUCCAACUUCAAUGGAUGGUCACCAGAACCCUUACAAAACAUCAUUGUUGUUCCUUACGUACCGCUCUUAACAGUAAAUGAGCAAAGACCAGUUUCUUUAUCACAACAAACACAAGUAAGAGAUCAAACGAAUAUGGAGAUUCCCAAAGAGCCUAAUUUGGAAUCUGAAAAGGAAUCAAGUGAGCGGGCAGCUGCUAUCAAACGCAUAGUCGAAUCAUUCGAAGCUUUGGAGAAGAUUAUUGAGCAUAAGUCUAAAGAAAGAAACGAAGCAAAUCAAAGAGAGGAAAAUAAUCACAGCAGUCUAUCAAGUACAUCAGUACGCUCGUUGUGCUCUGAAUAUUGCA